This is a messenger RNA of Paralichthys olivaceus (Japanese flounder), 271 nucleotides long. The record is from RefSeq and is a predicted model, not a curated record. Lineage: Eukaryota; Metazoa; Chordata; Actinopteri; Pleuronectiformes; Paralichthyidae.
UUUGAAGGGGAAGCACACCAACCGCCUCUCCCUGAGGUUUGUGGAUCCAGACCUGGAGACUCGAUACUCUGUGGAGAAGGAGAAACAGAGCGGAGCUGCCUUCUGCUGCUCCUGUGUGGUCCUACUCUUCACUGCAGGCAUGGAGGCACUCAUAGACCCCUGGCUUAUUGCAAACUACAUCACCUUUGCAGUGGGAGAGGUCCUGCUGCUCAUCCUGACAAUCUGCUCUUUGGCUGCCAUCUUCCCUAGAGUGAGUCCCAACAUAUUUUGA